Messenger RNA from Peronospora matthiolae, 1452 nucleotides. Lineage: Eukaryota; Oomycota; Peronosporomycetes; Peronosporales; Peronosporaceae. The record is from the annotation of a GenBank genome assembly.
AUGGUGCUGGAUGACCCAUUUGUUGCGAAGCUGGAGUAUGACCAGCAAGGAAUUGGGGCCUUAUUUCACCUUUUGGUGCAGCGCUUUCGUCCUUCUUCACAAAGCAAGGAAGUGACCGCGUCGCAAGAGGAGGCGUGUCAGGUAUUGCGAGGCCUUGCUGCAGUUGUGUGGAAGCCAGCCAACGUCGAGCGGAGUCGACGUGUCUGGCUGUCCGACAACAGCAGUGCUUCUGCAUUAUCUCGACUGCGUUUGGUGUCGAUGUUUGCGACACAGUUGCUGCCCCUACUGCGAAGCCAGAUGGAGCGGGAAGAAUCCACUAGUAAGUUUCGUGGCUAUGCGUUGUCCGCGAGUGACGAACCUACAGGCGAGGGGAAAUUAGAACGUUCCACUGCACAUCAAAUGUGGUGCCUCGUGCUUAACUUUGUGAGCGGCUUGCUGCGCCUGCAAGCAGAGGCCACCGUUGUUGAGUCUCGCAAAAUGGACGUUUGGGAGUUCAUGUCGUGCGCUGAACCACUUUUGCUAGCCGCAGUGGAGCCUUCUACUUGUCGGCGUUUUACGUGCGCUACUAUUGCUGAACAUCAAGCACUGCUGCGGCUAUUGAAUGGCCUUAGCAGAAGUGCGUCAACACGGAAGCGCUGGCGCCAAGCUUUUCCGACGAGCGCUGUAGUACUUAUGGAGCAGAGUCGACAGUUGCUUCGUCGUGCAUGCACGCUGCUGGGCAGUUCAUCCACGGAGAAAAAUCGCUCUCCUGUUGAGAAAGAGGUGUGGCAUGCUCGAAGCAAGUCGGUGAACAAAGGAACUAUCAAUGGUGGCGGAAGCCUCGUUUCCAGGUCACCGCGAUCUCCACGGUCUCCUUCAUCUUUCGCGUAUUCGUGUCAGACGCUCUUGCAUGAUCACUUGCGUGCCGUGCGGGAUGUCGAGAAACGAAAGCUUAGCGCUUUUCACCAAGAGAUGGAGACCGAGCUGGUGGAGGUCGUGCGAUUGGCAAGUUUGCUGCUAAGCAAAUGGACCGCUUCGCCGACUGACCGUGACGCUAUUGUUGUUGUUGAUGGGGUACGAUGCGUGGAUGAAGAGCAACUCGUGCCCUUACUUGCAUUCAUUCCACCCAGCGAAGCGCGUUCCAUGAACAGUAGGCCGGGCUUAGGCCAUUUGAGUCUUGCCAUGGACUUCAUUCUUGAUCAGCUGUUGGCAAAAGAGGAUACGCGAUCGGGAUCGCAAAAUAUGGAAAUGAGACUGGCACCGACGAACGCCAUUGACGCGUGCGUACUGCUGUUUCUGAAGACCUAUCGUUUAUAUGCGGAUCAGUACGAGUUAGUGAAGCGCGAUCGCGAUGAGUUUAGCAGUUUCUUUCGACGCUUCGGUGUCCGAAUAUCCGAAGAUGAGACAGGAGCUACUGCUGCUGUGGACAGGCAGUUGCUUCAGCAUAUUGAUCUGGUACUUGCUAGACAAUAG